GUCUUUAUUCACAGUUUAAACCGGGAUCUCUUCAAGACCCGGACUGCAGGAGAUAUGUGCUGGGCUCGGGAUCUUCUGAAGGUUGACAUACCCAAUGCCCGAAUCUUGACAUUCGGCUGCGGCGCUCAGGUGGUUCACUUCUGGAAUCAACCUUCACAAACUCGCAUCGCAUUCUUGGGAACUCCUCAUGCUGGCUCUCCACUCGCAGCCUGGUUGGAGACGGGCAGAAUAUUUCUGGAAUAUGAUGGCCUGGCUUCAAACAAAGAGCUGGCGAGGAACUUAGAUAUCAACUCGGAGAUUCCCGUCAGCCUUGGAAGAGAUUUCCCAACAUUCUUGGCAAGCCGCUUUCGAGACGGCGAGGAGAUCAAGAUCAUGUGCUUCUUCGAAGGAAUGGAAAUUAAGGGAGCACGAAAGGCGAGUGAUAUGCGAUCCACAUGGUCUCAGUGCUAA
Molecule: messenger RNA, 450 nt
Organism: Hyaloscypha bicolor E
Lineage: Eukaryota; Fungi; Ascomycota; Leotiomycetes; Helotiales; Hyaloscyphaceae
Exons: 1
Source: RefSeq, a predicted model, not a curated record